Molecule: messenger RNA, 510 nt
Organism: Rotaria sp. Silwood1
Lineage: Eukaryota; Metazoa; Rotifera; Eurotatoria; Philodinida; Philodinidae
Source: the annotation of a GenBank genome assembly
AUGGUAAUCAAACAGAUAAAAAAAAUUCCACUCGUCCUUGAUGUUGGAUGUGGUAACGGUCAAGCCCCAAUUGGACUUAGCGUAUACUGUGAUCGAGUGAUUGGUGUUGAUGUUAGUGUUAAUCAAAUAGCACAUGCUAUGCAAAAAGAUAAUAUCGAAUAUCGAUGUAAUAAAGCAGAAGACUUAACAUUUCUGGAAUCAAACUCAGUUGAUAUAAUCACUGUUGCUACAUCAUUACAUUGGCUUAAUCUUGAAGUAUUUGUUGAAGAAGUUAAACGUGUAUUGAAACCUAAUAUCAGUGUUUUUGCUAUAUGGACAUAUGGAUUUGUUAGACGAUGGUUAACUGAUAGGUAUUAUCAAUCACUUUUACUAUUAUUACUCUACAAAUCAACUCUUGUUGAAUAUACAAUUGAACAAACAAUAAAAACAUCAAUAGGACAAUAUAUUGAUUUAAUUGAAACUUAUUCUGCAUGUCAAAUGUAUAGAAAACAAAAAUUUGAACAAGCAUAA